Molecule: messenger RNA, 1305 nt
Organism: Quercus lobata
Lineage: Eukaryota; Viridiplantae; Streptophyta; Magnoliopsida; Fagales; Fagaceae
Product: DEAD-box ATP-dependent RNA helicase 50-like
Exons: 5
Coding region: 1-1305 (434 amino acids)
Molecular function (GO): RNA helicase activity; nucleic acid binding; RNA-DNA hybrid ribonuclease activity
Source: RefSeq, a predicted model, not a curated record
AUGGCAGCACCCACAGCCAGACAGCGUGCAAGAUCGACUCCACCUCCUCCAGACUGGUAUAAAGCUAACUUUGAUGCGGCAAUCUUCGAUGACAUCGGUAGAGCUGGUCUUGGAGUGAUAAUCUGUGACAGCCAAGGACUCGCAAUGGCUGCUUUAGCUCAGAAUGUUCAGUUGGCUAGCUCGGUGGUGGAGAUGGAAGCACUAGCAGCCACACGGGCAGUGGAACUUGUUGCAAAAAUUAGCCUUGAUAGGAUUAUUUUUGAAGGCAACUCUAGCAUUGUCAUCAGAGGCUUAACGGUUCAGGAUGUGGGUAGAGAAGGAAAUAGUGUAGCUCAUAACUUUACUAGGCAUGCAUGGCAUGUCACAGGUUGUAUUGGUUUGACUGACACUGGUUGUGAGCCAGCUAUUACAACCAGUGAUUCUCCAAAAGCAAGCACGAGGGGGUUCAAUGGAAAUUUUGGAAGAUUAAAAGCAAAGAGAGUGAGUGUUGUAGUCAAGAAUACUCAGAUGAAGCGAGAUGUAAGCAAAAAUGAUAACAAACUAUUUGUAGAAGAUAGUUCAUAUGGCAAGUCUAUCAGUUCACACCCUAAACUUAAAGAUAUUGGGAGAAAACAUAAAGAAAAUUCCUUUCGACAUAGAGGAAGAGUUCCAAGAGCUUCCCAAUCACAAGAACUCAGUGACAUGGUACAAAUAACAGGCACAACAGAAGAUUUUGAUCAUUCUGACAUGACCCCGAAACAUGGUUUUGAACAACGCUUAAAGCAUCCGACCACACCAAGUAAACCUUACAAAUCUGACACUAAAACUCAGAUAUCAAGGAUUUCAGUUCCAAGCUCUGCCAGCAACUUUAGAGGUUGGGGCAAGGGAGGAUCCACACGCAACUUCAAAUCUGAAGUGCCUGACCUUCUAAAGCAAAGGUGGAACUUAUCCACUAACGAUGGCUUCUUUAGUAAAAAAUCCUUUAGAGAUUUGGGCUGCAGUGAAUUUAUGAUUGAAUCUCUAAGGGGGUUGCAUUUCUUGCGCCCUUCCCAUAUACAGGCCAUGGCAUUUUCACCUAUUAUUGAGGGAAGGAGCUGUAUUAUAGCUGAUCAAAGUGGUUCAGGGAAGACAUUGGCAUAUCUUGCACCAAUAAUUCAGCGUCUAAGGCAAGAAGAACUUCAAGAGCUUAGCAAAUCCUCAUCAAAAAGUCCUCGAGUUCUCAUCAUGGUACCAACUGCUGAGUUGGCUUCUCAGAUGACAGUUGACCUAUUAUCUCAUGGUUUAUUGCCAGCUCUUCAUUUUGUUUUACCUUGUCUCACUCUGUAA